GACUGCUGCAGGAUGCCCGUUACUAUGUCUGUCAGAGCCCGGUGGCGAUUCAGAUAAACACCAAAUAAAACCUCCACCUCCAUGAGAGCUUCGCGAGGGGGAUGACGAGCACCAUGUCGGCCGCAGCUGUCGCGGUGUGGCUGUCCGCGGUGGUCACCAUCUUGUCGAGGGCUCACGCGGACCGCAACGUCUACCCGUCCGCAGGAGUCCUGUUCGUCCAUGUUCUGGAAAGAGAGUACUUUAAAGGAGAGUUUCCUCCCUAUUCCAAAUCAGGUGAAGCCAUCAAUGAACCGAUCACUUUCAACACCAACUUGAUGGGUUACCCAGACAGGCCGGGCUGGCUGCGUUACAUCCAGAGGACGCCGCACAGCGACGGAGUGCUCUACGGAUCGCCCACUGCAAACCAUGUUGGCAGGCCCACUGUCAUAGAGAUUACCGCCUAUAACCGACGCACUUUCGAGACAGCACGGCACAACUUGGUCAUAAACAUCAUGGCUACAGAAGAGUUCCCUCUGCCCUACCAGGCCGAGUUUUACAUAAAAAACAUGAAUGUGGAGGAAAUGCUGGCCAGUGAGGUGCUGGGGGACUUCCUCGGAGCUGUGAAGAACGUAUGGCAGCCCGAGCGCCUCAACGCCAUCAACAUCACCUCGGCACUGGACCGGGGCGGCCGCGUGCCUCUGCCCAUCAACAACCUCAAAGAGGGAGUGUACGUGAUGGUUGGAGCUGAUGUUCCCUUCUCGUCGUGCCUGCGGGAGGUGGAGAGCCCACACAACCAGCUGCGCUGCAGUCAGGAGAUGGAGCCGGUCAUCAGCUGCGACAAGAAGUUCAGAGCUCAGUUCUCCAUCGACUGGUGUAAGAUUUCUCUGGUUGACAUCAACAAAGUAGUCCCGGUAUACAUAACCCGUCCCGAUCCAGGCACAGGGAUCCUGCCUGAAUUCGGGGAGUACAACCCCCCCUCCGAGUCCUUGAAGAACCGGGACUACUUCUACGACUUCCUCAUCACGCUGGCCGUUCCCUUUGCCGUGGCUCUUGUCCUCUUCUUCAUCCUCGGCUACACUAUGUGCUGCCGGCGUGAAGGGGUGGAAAAAAGAAACAUGCAAACACCAGACAUCCAGCUGGUUCACCACAGCUCCAUCCAGAAGUCCACCAAGGAGCUGCGGAGCAUGUCCAAGAACCGUGAGAUCUCCUGGCCGCUCUCCACGCUGCCCGUCUUCAACCCGGUGAGCGGCGAGGUGGUGCCGCCCAUCCACCCCGACAACUACGAGACCACCAGCAUGCCCCUCAUGCAGACACAGACGAACCUGCAGAAUCAGAUUACGAUACCCCAGCAGCGGCCAUCAGGAGAUAGUUAUGUCAUGUCAACGUUUCGGAGGUUGGAGGUAAAUGGUAUUCCUGAGGAGAGAAAGGUGGCCGAAGCCUUUAAUUUGUGACCAGAGAACAACGGUGUCGGAGCUUCAGUAGUUUCCAUAUCUAUAUAUUUGUGUUUUUCUAACACUUGUGCCAAUCUGCAUGCCUCAGAAGUGUCUUUACAAAGUUUUAUCAUCCAUAUGCACUUACACCUUAAAGAGUGAGAGUGUGACAGAGAAUAUCAAAGCUUAGCUAAUGAUGAAGAUUAUAAAAUAUUUUGGAAUAUAUGUGUAAAUGUUGAAACUAGGGUGUUUGUAUUUUUACUUGCUUUGCACAAUGGACCGCCUAAAAGGAAAGAGAGGGAGGUUUUACAUGUGGUCAUGUCAUGUGUUAUAUGUAAUGUGUCACAUGAUGACAAUAAAAUAUUUCAAAGUUAUUUUUACUGGAUGUAAAAACCAUUAAUAAACAGGACAACCGUAAUGUGUGAAUGACAAAAAAGCACAUUAUAUGAAAUAAUUAACAAUGUACAACAGAAUAAAAGCAUUUAUAAAUAA
Molecule: messenger RNA, 1901 nt
Organism: Pleuronectes platessa (European plaice)
Lineage: Eukaryota; Metazoa; Chordata; Actinopteri; Pleuronectiformes; Pleuronectidae
Gene: sgce
Product: sarcoglycan, epsilon
Exons: 12
Coding region: 102-1430 (442 amino acids)
Cellular component (GO): membrane; sarcoglycan complex
Molecular function (GO): calcium ion binding
Source: RefSeq, a predicted model, not a curated record